This is a messenger RNA of Diabrotica virgifera virgifera (western corn rootworm), 1883 nucleotides long. RefSeq names its product UDP-glycosyltransferase UGT5. The record is from RefSeq and is a predicted model, not a curated record. NCBI's taxonomy places the organism in Eukaryota, Metazoa, Arthropoda, Insecta, Coleoptera, Chrysomelidae. Gene Ontology annotation, molecular function: UDP-glycosyltransferase activity. The transcript is spliced from 5 exons. Bases 185 to 1747 code for a protein of 520 amino acids.
UUUCUCAACACUGUCACAAAUGUCAUGUUACUUUUCUUAUCUCAGAUUUAGAGAAUUUGAUUUUUGCCAAGACGAGAAUUAACAUAUCACCUGCAGCUUAGUUAAUAUAAAUUCUUAAGCCUGUGACAUUAUCAAAGUUUUCGUUUGUUGCAAUAGUUUUAGUGGUUCAGUAACUCUAACAAAAAUGAAUUUUAGUAAGUGUUUACUUGUGUUUACAUGUUUCUUAGGAUGUGAAGGAGCUAAAAUUUUGGGCAUUAUACCUACUGCAUCUUACAGCCACCAAAUAACGUUCCAUCCAUUAUGGAGAGAGCUAGCACUUAAAGGACACAAUGUUACGGUCAUUACCACUGAUCCUCUAAACAACUCUUCAUUGGCAAAUCUUAAGGAAAUAGAUCUGAGUGAGAUAUACGACUUAUUUACAACUAUCAAAUUUUACGAAAUUAUAUCUGGGGAUCCGAUAUAUUUUUGGAGGAUAGCUCUGUUGUUAAGAAAGGUUUGCUUUGAGCUAGCGAGGUUGAUAAUAGAACAUGAAGAAAUAAAAAAUAUCAAAAAUAAGCAGUUUGAUUUGGUCAUUGCUGAAGCUCACUUUCCAUCGAUUGUGGGUUUUAUUGGUCACUUUAAAUGUCCAUGGAUAGGGGUUUCCUCCAUGGAAUCCGGGAUUCAGUAUAACGUCGCUAUAGGUAAUCCAGCACAUCCAGUUUUAAAUCCGGAUUAUAACCUUCCCUUGGAAAACAUGGAGAAUCUGAAUUUCAUAGAACGUUUAGCAAGUUUGGUAUACCGGGUGAGCUACGUUUUCCUUAUAAAUGUUUACAUAUUUCCUACAUUAGCUGCUAUAUAUAAGGAAGUUGGUUGGAACGCGCCACCUAUGGUUGAAGUACAAAAUAAUAUUAGCAUGCUAUUUGUCACUACGCAUCCCAUAUUUCACAAUCUCAGACCUCUUUUACCAAAUACUAUUUCUAUUGGAACUGGAAUGCAUUUUAAAGAGCCACAACCUUUACCUCAGGAUCUUCAAAAAUUCCUGGAUGAUAGCAAAACUGGUGUCAUCUAUUUCAGUCUAGGAAGUAACGUUAAUUCUAAUUUACUGACAACAGAAUUCAAAAAAGCUGUAGUAGAAGCCUUUGCCGAAGUUCCUCAUAACGUGCUGUUAAAAAUGGACGGUGAGAUAGAAGGAUUGUCUAAAAAUGUUAUGGUAAGAAAAUGGAUGCCACAGCAAGAUAUUUUGAGACAUCCAAAUAUUAAGUUGUUUAUAACUCAAGGAGGUCUCCAAUCUCUGCAAGAAUCCGUCGUCAAUGGUAUUCCACUAAUAGGAAUACCAUUUUUCGGCGACCAAAUAACAAAUGUUAAUAAAAUGGUUAAAAAGGGUUAUGGUGUGAAAGUGGACAGAAGGAGCAUGACCAAAGAAAUUUUAGUGGCAGCUAUUAGACAAGUUAUGACGAAUCCAAGUUACAAAGAGACUGCAGAAGCCAUGGGUGAAAUAUUCAAGGACGAAGAAAUUCCUAGUCUCCAGAGAGCGGUCUAUUGGACCGAGUACGUCAUCAGGCAUAAAGGCGCGAAACAUCUGCGCAGUCCUGGCAUAGGAAUGCCAGCUUGGAAAUACUAUAUGCUCGAUGUCAUGGGAUUCUUGGCAUUUGUUUGCUUAACGAUUAUCAUUGGAAUUUUUUUGAUAUUGAGGGGAUUCUUCAGGUGGUUAAAAUAUCUAGUAAAAGGAGAUGCUAAAAAAACAAGAAAGACAAAGAAGAAAGAUUAGUUCUAAAUCUACAGUAAUAAAUGUUUGGCAGCAUUAUUGUCAGGAUACAUGACUUCAGUUAUUCGAGGUUCAAGAAAAAAUGGUAUUAAUAUUUUAACCAAUCCUUAAAUAAAUGGAAAAACCUUUUUUAUACUCA